Messenger RNA from Sphaeramia orbicularis (orbiculate cardinalfish), 4698 nucleotides. It is a transcript of the gene atrn, whose product is annotated as attractin. Gene Ontology annotation, cellular component: Golgi apparatus. Gene Ontology annotation, molecular function: protein binding. The transcript has 29 exons. The record is from RefSeq and is a predicted model, not a curated record. The coding region runs from base 1 to 4140 and encodes 1379 amino acids. NCBI's taxonomy places the organism in Eukaryota, Metazoa, Chordata, Actinopteri, Kurtiformes, Apogonidae.
AUGGACGGCGCGUCGCGGCGGGCCUGCUCGGGCUCCAGCCGGGGCCGGGGCCGGAGUCGGGGCCGGGGCUUGCUGAUGCUCACCGCGGCUCUGCUGCUGUCCACGGUGGGGCUGCUGUCCGCGCUGCCCGGCGUCACCGAGGCGAAGGAAUGCGACAAAGCCUGCAUGAACGGACAGUGCAACGCCGCCACCGGGAACUGUGUGUGCUUCCCCGGUUGGGUCGGGGACCAAUGCCAGCACUGCGGAGGGCGAUUCAGGCUAACGGGGCCUUCUGGGCAUCUGACCGACGGACCGGGAAACUACAAGUACAAGACCAAGUGCACCUGGCUUAUCGAGGGACAGCCAAACACCAUACUUCGAUUGCGUUUCAACCACUUCGCCACCGAGUGCAGCUGGGAUCAUCUGUACGUCUACGAUGGAGACUCCAUCUACGCCCCCCUCCUGGCUGCGUUCAGUGGUCUGAUUGUCCCUGAACGUUACGGGAAUGAGACGGUUCCAGAGGUGGUGUCUCAGUCGGGUUACGCGCUGCUGCAUUUCUUCAGCGACGCCGCCUACAACCUGACAGGCUUCAACAUCUCCUACAGGGUGAACACGUGUCCCAACAACUGCUCCAACCACGGCGAGUGUCGCGUGGGGAACUCCACCGGUUCCGUGUACUGCGAGUGCGAAGGGAACUGGAAAGGGGAAGCCUGCGACGUCCCGUACUGCCUGGCCAACUGCGGCUACCCGGACCGAGGCCGGUGCCAGGGGAAGGCCUGCGUCUGCAAAAGCGGAUGGCAAGGUCCGGACUGCGCCGUCUCCGUCCCCGCCAACUCCUCGUUCUGGAACCGGGAGGACUACACCGAGGCUGGGCUGGCCCGGGCGUCCCAUAAGGCCGUGGUGGACCAGGGCGUCAUGUGGGUCAUCGGAGGCUACGUCUUCAACGCCUCCGACUACCACAUGGUCAAAGCCUAUAACCUCAGCACCCGGAGGUGGUUGACCCUUGACCCCUCGGUCAACACCGUCACGCCCAGAUAUGGACACUCCCUGGCUCUGCACGAGGGGAAGAUCUACAUGUACGGAGGAAAGAUCGACUCCACUGGAAACGUGUCCAGUCAGCUGUGGGUUUUCCACAUCCAGAACCAGACCUGGGUCCUCCUGAGCCCACGAGCCAAGGACCAGUACGCGGUGGUGGGACACUCCGCCCACAUCGUGCCCCCCCUCCAGGACGGGGCCAGUCCGGUCAUGCUGGUUCUUUUCGGUCACUGUCCUCUGUACGGGUACAUCAGCCAGGUCCAGGAGUACAACAUCGUUAUGAACACGUGGAGCCUGGUGUCCACGGACGGCGCUCUGGUCCAGGGCGGGUACGGACACAGCAGCGUGUUCGACCCCGGUACCAGAGCCAUCUACAUCCACGGAGGAUACAAGGCCUUCAGCGCCAACAAGUACGGCCUGGCUGGAGACCUGUACAAGCUGGACGUGGACAAGAGGAAGUGGACGAUCCUCAGAGACAGCGGCUUCUUCAGGUACCUCCACACGGCGGUGAUCGUGAGCGGCACGAUGCUGGUGUUCGGAGGAAACACCCACAAUGACACGUCCAUGAGCCACGGCGCUAAGUGCUUCUCCUCUGACUUCCUGGCCUACAGUCUGGCGUGUGAUGAGUGGACGGUGCUGCCUCGGCCAGACCUGUACCACGACGUCAACCGCUUCGGGCACUCGGCAGUCUUCAGUGACAGUGUGAUGUAUGUGUUCGGUGGCUUCAACAGCCUGCUGCUCAGUGACGUCCUCAUGUACACCUCUCCAAGCUGCCUGGCCUUCUCCAACCAGGCGUCCUGCCUCCAGGCCUGGCCGGGGAUCCACUGCGUCUGGAACGACACCCAGGGGUCCUGCCUGCCCUGGGAGAUUGGCCCGACGGCGCCGGAGCAGCAGCCGCUUCCCGCCUCCUGCAACACCAGAUCAUAUGCUGAUAAUGAGAGGUGUGACCAGUAUACGGACUGUUACAGCUGCACCGCCAACACCAACGGAUGCCAGUGGUGUUCAGGACACUGCGUCUCCAUGGGAAGCAACUGCACCAACCCUGCAGGGUUCAUAGCGGAGUAUGAAGUUUGUCCAAAAGACAACCCCUCCUACGUGUGCAACAAGAAAACCAGCUGUAAGAGCUGUGCCGUGGACCAGAACUGUCAGUGGGAACCUCGGAACCAGGAGUGCAUCUCUCUGCCAGAGAAUGUUUGCGGUGAAAGCUGGCAUCUGGUGGGGAAUUCCUGCCUGAAAUUCAUCACAGCCAAGGACUCGUACGACAACGCCAAACUGGUCUGCAGGAGCCACAACGCCGUCCUGGCCUCGCUGACCACGCAGAAGAAAGUCGACUUUGUCCUGAAGGAGCUGCAGAUUAUGAGUGUGGUGUAUAAGGCCAUGGUGACGCCGUGGGUGGGGCUGAGGAAGAUCAACGUGUCGUACUGGUGCUGGGAGGACAUGUCUCCGUUCACCAACACCACCCUCCAGUGGCUGCCCGGAGAACCCAGCGACGCCGGCUUCUGUGGAUACCUGGCAGAACCGGCGUCCAGCGGCCUCAAAGCCCAGACCUGCAUUAACCCGGUGAACGGCAGCCUGUGUGAACGGCCAGCUAACCACAGCGCCAAGCAGUGCCGGACGCCGUGCGCCAUGCGGACCACCUGCAGCGAGUGCACCAGCAGCAGCUCCGAGUGCAUGUGGUGCAGCAACAUGAAGCAGUGCGUGGACUCCAACGCCUACGUGGCCUCCUUCCCCUUCGGACAGUGCAUGGAGUGGUACACCAUGAACUCCUGUCCACCUGAGAACUGCUCCGGCUACCGAACAUGUGGCCAGUGCCUGGACCAGCCGGGCUGCGGAUGGUGCACCGACCCCAGCAACACCGGGAAGGGGCAGUGCAUCGAGGGCUCGUACCGGGGGCCCUUCCAGACCUCGGUCCCGGCCCCGUCCACCCUGCCCGGCCUGCCCGCCAGCCCCCAGCCGGCCCUCAACGCCAGCAUGUGUCCCAGCGAAGCCAAGUACAACUGGUCCUUCAUCCACUGCCCAGCUUGUCAGUGCAACGGUCACAGCCAGUGCGUCAACGAGAGCGUGUGCGAGAAGUGCGAAGACCUGACGACCGGUCGACACUGCGAGAGCUGCAUCUCCGGUUUCUAUGGCGACCCGACCAACGGGGGAAGCUGCCAGCCCUGUAAGUGCAACGGCCACGCCAGCAUGUGCAACCCCAGCAACGGCAAGUGCUUCUGCACCACAAAAGGCAUCAAGGGAGAUCGCUGCCACCUGUGUGAAGUGGAGAAUCGUUACCAAGGCAACCCUCUCAAAGGAACAUGCUACUACACUCUCCUCAUCGACUACCAGUUCACCUUCAGCCUGUCGCAGGAGGACGACCGCUACUACGCCGCCAUCAACUUCGUGGCCACACCUGAGGAGCCAAACCGGGAUCUAGACAUGUUCAUAAACGCUUCAAAGAACUUCAACCUGAACAUUACCUGGGCCACCAGCUUCACAGCGGGAACCCAGACGGGCGAGGAGAUCCCAAUCAUCUCCCGGAGCAACAUCAAGGAGUUCAAAGACAGCUUUUCCAACGAGAACUUCGAUUUCCGCAACAGCCCGAACAUCACCUUCUUCGUCUACGUCAGCAACUUCACGUGGCCCAUUAAGAUUCAGAUCGCCUUUUCCCAGCACAGUAACUUCAUGGAUCUGGUGCAGUUCUUUGUCACUUUCUUCAGCUGCUUCCUGUCUCUGCUCCUGGUUGCCGCCGUGGUUUGGAAGAUUAAACAGAGCUGCUGGGCGUCACGGCGACGAGAGCAACUGCUGAGGGAGAUGCAGCAGAUGGCCAGUCGGCCUUUCGCCACCAUCAACGUCGCCUUGGAGACAGACGAGGAACCGCCUGACCUGAUAGGAGGAAACGUCAAGUCCGUCCCAAAGCCCAUCGCCCUGGAGCCGUGCUUCGGGAACAAAGCGGCCGUGCUCUCCAUCUUCGUGCGGUUACCCAGAGGCACCGGCGGCAUCCCACCUCCAGGACAGUCUGGUCUGGCCGUGGCGAGCGCGCUGGUCGACGUCUCCCAGCAGAUGUGCGUGGGAUAUAAGGAAAAGUCUGGAGGUUUGAGGAACCGCAAACAGCAGCCCACCGCACAGCCGUCCACCUGUAUCUGACCAUGCCCCCCUCCUUUCCUCCUCAACACCCCGCCACCCGACGCCCUCCCAUCAGCCCCCUCCCACCUCGGCCCCCUCCGUUCCACCGGCUUUGCUCUGGCAGGGAGCGGUGCAUGCUGGGACGUAGGACUGGGACAGUUUUUACGGGGAGGGGCCGAGGCGUCUUGGCGGACUGAAGCCUCGGCGGGCGUCCCCUCCCCCUCCUCCUACGGGAACUCUGUGUCCCUUUAAACUGAGUGACAGACGCCGGACACGUGGAGGGGGAGGAGCUAGGGGAGGGAGGUGGCUUCAACCAUCCUCUGAAAAACAGCAACAAAAAAAAAAACAUUUUACAUUUGUCCGACACCGCCUCGCUAGAGUCGAGGUGGCCACGGCUUGCUGCUAGAAGAGAUCCUCGUCUCAUAGUUUUUGGAAAAUCCAGAGACUUUGCAACCCAAUGUCUAUGUUCACAUUUUACUUUUUAAGUUAUUGCUCUUUGUUUUGUAUCGUUUGACUUUGAAGGCAACUGAAUAUGUUGAGCUGCACAUGCAAAAACACACACAAAAACAAACAAAAAAA